AUGGCCUCAGGGAUAUUAGACCUCACCAAAUGUGGUGACAGGGUCAUAGAAAGACUAAAACACAUCCAGACGGCUCUUAUGGAGCACGAUAAACCCGAUGAAGUAAGUCUUCCACCUGUGGUAGAGGAAAUGUUAGAUGCGUUCAUGGCAUCUCAUGCUGAGGUUUUGAGGCCAGUCGAGUUCCCUAAAUGUGAUAUGGAUGAGGAGCUUGAGGAUGUAGCGUUCACAGCUUACGAGUUGCUGGAGGGCUUGGCUGAACAAGUAAGCCAGUCAUCCCGUGAACGUAAAGAGAGGAUGGGUGCAACGACAACUGACUUGCAGAGCGGAGGCAGUCAGAUUAUGCCAAAUCGCAGCCGGCCGUGGCCGGCUGAUGACAAUGGAGAUGACAACGCUCUCCAUGGUGGUGUGGUGUUAGAUGGUAGAGAUACGUCCUGUGAUGGGUGCACAGAAAGUGAGCAAGGCCUUAAACGACAUGCCUUGUGA
Paraglomus occultum is the source of this 483-nucleotide messenger RNA. Lineage: Eukaryota; Fungi; Glomeromycota; Glomeromycetes; Paraglomerales; Paraglomeraceae. The record is from the annotation of a GenBank genome assembly.